AUGCUGCUAUGGAAGGCAAUUGUAAAGCAAAAAAGACAGCAGAAAAGAAACAAUGUCCCUGUCCAGCAUAAUCAUUUUAGAUCCUUCAAACCCACCUCUCUCUGUUAUCAUAUUAAUUCUCCCCGCCAACUCAUUCUCCCUCUUUCUCUUUCUCUUUCUCUUUCUCUCACACACUUUUCAUGCAUUUGCAAUUAAUGCACCAUCUUCUUCACCCCCAACAACAGCUCCACUGCUUUUACCCCUCUUGCUCAAUUUUAAAGAUACCGUUGGGCUCACAUUUGCUUCAUGCAACUACAAGCUGUCUUGAUUACCGGUCCACAUCAUCUUCAAACCAACUUGAUGUUUGACUCAGAGAAGAAGGGACCCAGAAUCUAUAUUCACUUAUUCAGAAUCUUGUGACUCUUCCUAACUGUCUUUUGCUUGGUCAAAUACUAUCUGAUCUGUAAAAUAUUAUUGAGAUUGAUUCUGGUCUACCAAGAAGAAGAGGGCUGUUCUUUGAUUUAAUACAGAUGGUCUGUUGUUUCGGGGUCUGAGAUAAUGGGGGUUUGUGUCUCGAUUAGUAGCAGGAGUAAUGGAGAAAGGAUAUCUCCUUCGUGUCUGUGGAUAGAUAUGUUUCAGCGCAAGAGGAGUAGGAGGACGUUUUCUGACCACGGCACAACAUUGCAACAUCUAUCCACUGUCCCUAACCGGAUAAUCACCAAUGGGAGGAGCAGCAGUUCUUGCAUAUUCACUCAGCAAGGCCGGAAAGGCAUAAACCAGGACGCUAUGAUCGUGUGGGAAGAUUUUAUGGCAGAGGAUGUUACCUUCUGUGGCGUCUAUGAUGGCCAUGGCCCCCACGGACAUAUGGUGGCUCGUAAAGUCAGGGACACGCUCCCGCUAAAGCUCUCUUCUUUUAUGAACUCAUCCGAGUCGAAGAAGAAUGGAUCAAGUGCUAAUUGCUGUAAUGGGAAUGUGAAAUCAGAUGUGGUAGAUCCCAUGAAGGAUGCACCUGUCGAGGAGGGAGUGGAGUCUUUGUGGGGAGAUGCUUUUCUGAAAGCAUAUAAGUCGAUGGACAAAGAGUUGAGGUCCCAUCCUAACUUGGAUUGCUUCUGCAGUGGGAGCACCGCUGUGUCGGUUAUAAAACAGGGUCAAAAUCUUUUCAUUGGCAAUAUUGGUGAUUCAAGAGCUAUUUUGGGAUCCAAAGAUAGCAACGAUGUGAUGGUGGCAAUCCAAUUAACAGUUGAUCUAAAGCCCGAUCUGCCUAGUAUGUUCUUUUUGUCUCAUUUAUAUGAUUUAAGAAGUCGUGUAGUUAUAUUAAUUAGGCAAACAAACUUAUGGUUGUUAUUACUUGAAACAGAGGAGGCAGAGAGGAUUAAGAGGUGUAAAGGUCGAGUUUUUGCUUUGCAAGACGAGCCUGAAGUACAAAGAGUGUGGCUACCAUUUGAUGAUGCCCCUGGUCUAGCAAUGGCUCGAGCGUUUGGGGAUUUUUGUUUGAAGGAAUACGGAGUCAUCUCUGUCCCUGAAUUCUCUCAUCGAACUCUCAGUGACCGAGACAAGUUCGUUGUUCUUGCUUCAGAUGGGGUAUGGGAUGUCCUUAGCAACGAGGAAGUGGUCGAGAUAGUAUCAUCGUCCCCAACGAGAUGCUCAGCUGCCCGUAUCCUAGUUGAGAACGCUGCCCGCGAAUGGAAAGCCAAGUAUCCGACAUCAAAGAUGGACGACUGCGCCGUCGUCUGCUUAUUCCUGGACGGGAAGAUGGACACGGAGUCCGAUUACGAGGAGCAGGGCUUCUCCUCAGCAACCCUCCAGAGCAACCACUCAGGCAACGUCGUGGAAUCAGACGACGGCCAGCACUCCGAGCCAUGCCUGCAGCGGAACUUCACUGUCAGGUCGUCAGAGGACAACAAGCACUACAACAGGGUGCCGGUUGUGGCGGACAAUGGGGAGAACGCCGGUGGCAGCGAGGAUCAGAACUGGUCGGGUUUGGAAGGUGUGACCAGAGUGAACUCUCUUGUUCAGCUUCCCAGAUUUUCCGAGGAAAAGACGAGGCAGUAACGACGUCGUUUAAGUGAUCUGUUUAGUUGUAACACUGCUGUGUUAUGUUUGAAAAGUACAAGAAAUGUGUUCUACUAUUUUUUUUCUUUUUUCUUUUUCUAAAAUUUGAUCAAUAUUUAUUUUGGUCAGUUGAAAUUUAUCUUUUAUUUUAUUCUGAAAA
Messenger RNA from Salvia splendens (bonfire salvia), 2191 nucleotides. RefSeq names its product probable protein phosphatase 2C 52. Gene Ontology annotation, molecular function: protein serine/threonine phosphatase activity. The record is from RefSeq and is a predicted model, not a curated record. Gene Ontology annotation, biological process: protein dephosphorylation. Bases 538 to 2031 code for a protein of 497 amino acids. The transcript has 5 exons. Lineage: Eukaryota; Viridiplantae; Streptophyta; Magnoliopsida; Lamiales; Lamiaceae.